AUGAAAAUAAAAAGACAAACAGCAGAAGGAGACAGCUGGCGAGACACCCCGUUGCUGCUGCAGCAGAUUGCGCAUGCAGCAGCAGCACAGGCGCCGCCGCAGCUGCAGAAGGCUCUACGACAGCAGCAGCAGCAGCUGCAGCAGCAGCAGCAGCAGCAGAAAGGGGGGCGGCUUACUGCAGACCAGUGGCUUGCGGCAGCAAUGCGGGCGUACGGUCGCGGUUUGAAUGAGUUAGAUGCAGCAGCGUGGUUUAGUGAAGCAGCAGCAGUUGAGUUGCUGCUGCAGCAGCUUGCUGCUGCUCUUUGUCUUCGGCUGCAGCCCCUUAUAGAUAAACCCUGGCGAGGGUCGUUUUCGGGUUUCUCUUAUUUGAGCCAGGUGUAUGCGGUGUAUGAUGAGUUGUCUGCUGCGCCUGCUGCUGCUGCAGCAGAUGCUGCUGCUGCUGCUGCUGCUGCAGCUGCUGCUGCAUCUGCUGCAGCAGCAAGAAGCAGCAGCAGCAGCAACAGCAGCAGUAAGAGGCUGAAGGUGCUGGCGCAUGAGGUCGGCCACGCCUUCAAGGAAUUGCUGCAGCAGGGGCCGACUGCAGCAGCAGCAGCAGCAGCAGCAGCAAAGACACCAGCAGCAGCAGCACCAGCACCAGCACAAAGUAUAGCAGCAGCAGCAGCAGCAGCAGCAGCAGCAGCAGCAGCAGCAACAGCAACAGCAGCAGCAGCAGCAGCACAAGAGUAG
Molecule: messenger RNA, 726 nt
Organism: Eimeria mitis
Lineage: Eukaryota; Apicomplexa; Conoidasida; Eucoccidiorida; Eimeriidae
Exons: 5
Coding region: 1-726 (241 amino acids)
Source: RefSeq, a predicted model, not a curated record